GACUCAAAAUCAAACGAAAACUAAAACGAAACCAGUUUUUAUAUAUACUUUACAUACACUUCCCUCCCCCCUUCUCUCUCUCUCCCUCUCCCUCUCCCUCUUUCUAUCCAUUUCUCGCCUUUAAAAAUCUUCUUCUCUCUGCUACAGUGUCCUUGUCUGCAAAUUUUCAAAACCCUAGGCCCUUCCCUUUCCCAAUUAUCUUUUUAGCUGUUUAAUGUAAUUUAAUUUAAUUUAAUUUCUUCUUCUUCUUCUUCUUCUUUGCCACUUCUCAGAUUCCAUUUUUAAGUUAGGGUUUUGAUAAACAUUUUUGUUAAUUAGAUUCUUUUGCUUCUUCAAUUUCUUGGAUCUGGUCAUGGACACUAAAGAUUCGUCUUCUUCGCCGACCGUCGCCGCUAAUCGAGACUCGAGCACCACUGCCACCACUCCGGCCGCCGCCGCCUCCGGUUCCUCAUCAUCGAUUACUGAAGAUGACGCUGUUCUUUCUGUAAACGCUGCUCUUGCUAAGGAUGCUUCAUUGCAUUUUCAGUCUCGUCGUUUUGUUGAGUGCCUUGCCGUUUUGUAUCAGCUUAAACAAAAGAAAGAAGACGAUCCAAAAGUUCUUCAUAAUAUUGCUAUUGCGGAAUACUUUCGCGAUGGUUGUUCGGACCCAAAGAAGCUGCUUGAUGUACUUAAUAAUGUUAAGAAGAAAAGCGAACAGCUUGCUCAAGCUUCUGGAGAACAAGUUGAGGCUGCGAACAGUGCUGUAAAUAAAGCAACUCAGGGAUCUAAAGGAAGUGGAGCAACAUCACAUCAGUUUUCUGCUGCAAAUGGUGGGACUCUUGUUUACAUGGAUGAAUUUGACCCUGCUGUGGCAACAUUAAAUAUCGCAAUUAUUUGGUUUCAUCUUCAUGAAUACACGAAGGCGUUGUCUGUUCUAGAACCCUUGUAUCACAAUAUUGAACCUAUUGACGAGACAACUGCGCUGCAUGUCUGCCUUUUGUUGCUGGAUGUGGCACUUGCCUGCCAGGAUGCAUCAAAAUCUGCUGAUGUACUGAUUUAUCUAGAAAAAGCUUUUGGUGUUGGUGGUGUGGGUCAAGGUGAUGGAAGCACAGCACAACAGCAAUCUGCAAAUCUAGUUGCAAAAUCUACCUCUGUUCCAAGCAGUUCAUCAGUCGUGGAUGCUUCCAGUUCUGAUUUAGCAACUAGUGGGAAUGGCUUGGAAAAUUCCUUAUCAAGAACUUUAUCAUUAUCAGAGGAGACACUCGAGUAUGAAACCAUGUUUUCACUUGAGAUAAGUGGACAGAACUUGACGAGACCAUCAGCCCUCUCAUCUGCAAAUGAUCUUUCUAGGGCCCAAGUCGAUAGAACUAUGUCUUCAAUUGAUCUGAAGCUUAAGUUGCAGCUUUAUAAGGUACGCUUUCUGCUUCUCACAAGGAAUUUAAAACAAGCAAAACGUGAAGUUAAGCUUGCUAUGAACAUUGCACGUGGUAGAGAUUCGUCCACAGCUCUUCUCUUGAAGGCUCAGCUUGAAUAUGCUCGUGGGAAUCAUCGCAAAGCCAUCAAAUUGCUGAUGGCAUCUAGUAAUCGGACAGAGAUGGGAGUUUCAAGCAUGUUCAACAACCUUGGUUGCAUAUAUUUUCAGCUGGGAAAGUACCAUUCAUCGUCUGUUCUCUUUUCCAAGGCCUUAACUAGCAGUUCAUCUCUUCGGAAAGAUAAACCUCUGAAGAUGCUUACUUUCUCACAAGACAAGUCUCUUCUCAUCAUGUACAAUUGUGGCAUACAGCACUUGGUUUGUGGGAAACCCUUUCUGGCUGCUCGCUUUUUCCAAAAAGCAAGUUUAAUUUUUUAUAAUGUUCCUAUCUUGUGGCUCCGGCUUGCUGAAUGCUGUCUGAUGGCUUUAGAUAAGGGACUUAUAAAAGCUGCGGACAAAUCAGAAAUUGUUGUUCAUGUUAUAGGCAAGGGAAAAUGGAGGCAUCUUGCUAUAGAUAAUGGAAAGCCAAGAAAUGGAUAUGCAGAUUCUAUUGGAAGGGAAGACCUGUUUUUGGACAGUAAUGGGCAUCCUAAACUCUCUUUGUCCCUUGCUCGGCAAUGUCUCCUGAAUGCUCUGCAUUUGUUGGACAGUUGUGAUAUAAACCAUUUGAAGUCUACUUUGCCUUCUAGUAUCUCCUUGGAGGAAAACGAAUCAAGUGAUGCAGGAUCUCUCAAAAACUCAAAUCACAAGAGUUUAACUGGCCACGAUACCAGAGCAUCUAAUGUAUCUGUGGGCUUAGGUCAGCUUAACUCAAAUGGUGAUGUAAAAGAGCCAAAAGGAGGGACAAGUCAGGAGAUUAUGCAGAACUCUAUCUCUUACUUUGAAGAUAUUCAUAGGAGAGAGAAUCAAAUGAUUAAGCAAGCUCUUCUUGCUGACUUGGCAUAUGUAGAGUUGGAACUGGAAAAUCCUGAAAAGGCCUUGUCUGCUGCGAAGUGUCUUCUUGAGCUUCCAGAAUGCUCAAGAAUUUAUGUUUUCCUGAGUCAUGUGUAUGCAGCAGAGGCCCUCUGCGUGCUGAACAAGCCAAAAGAAGCAGCUGAAUACUUGUCAAUUUAUAUGUCAGGAGGAAAUAAUGUUGAGUUGCCAUUCAGCCAGGAAGACACUGAGCAAUUGCGAGCGGAGAAAAGUUAUGAUUAUGAAGAAUCCAAUGGAGGAUCGGCUACUGCCAAGAGCUCUUCCGUGGAGGAACCACAAGGUAUGGAGUUCCUCAAGCCAGAAGAGGCUAGAGGUAUCCUUUACACCAAUUUUGCGACCAUGUAUGCAGCACAAGGUGAGAUCGAGCGGGCACACCAUUUUGUAUCACAAGCAUUGUCCCUUGUACCUGACAGUCCAGAGGCCACUUUGACAGCAGUUUAUGUGGAUCUUAUACUUGGCCGGUCACAAGCGGCGAUUGCCAAGUUAAAACAAUGUAGUCGAGUCAGGUUCCUUCCAAGCCGUGUACAAUUGAAUAAAUUUUGAUGGUUGUAUCAGUGGCUUCCAAUUCUUGUGUUUGGCUCAACUUCAGUGUUAGUUAGUGGGUAGAUCAGCGAUCCUUUUGAUAUAGGAUUUGUAACAUAUAUAUAGUUCAGUUCAGAGAAUAAAUUUUCUGUUUCUUUUCUUUUUUUCUUUUUCUUUUUCUUUCUUUGAUUUUUCAUAUUUAGGGGUCGAUCAAUCGGUGUGGCAGAGUGUUUUGGUUAGAGCGGAUGCCCACCUUUCAAAUUUAUGUUGUGCUCUUCUUGCUAUUGAAAACGGAAGGAAAGAAAUUAUUCAUCAA
Messenger RNA from Ricinus communis (castor bean), 3260 nucleotides. RefSeq names its product CCR4-NOT transcription complex subunit 10. Lineage: Eukaryota; Viridiplantae; Streptophyta; Magnoliopsida; Malpighiales; Euphorbiaceae. Gene Ontology annotation, molecular function: protein binding. The record is from RefSeq and is a predicted model, not a curated record. Bases 353 to 2965 code for a protein of 870 amino acids. Gene Ontology annotation, cellular component: CCR4-NOT complex. Gene Ontology annotation, biological process: negative regulation of translation; mRNA catabolic process. The transcript is spliced from 6 exons.